Molecule: messenger RNA, 1903 nt
Organism: Lentinula edodes (shiitake mushroom)
Lineage: Eukaryota; Fungi; Basidiomycota; Agaricomycetes; Agaricales; Omphalotaceae
Product: kinase-like domain-containing protein
Exons: 6
Coding region: 142-1824 (560 amino acids)
Biological process (GO): protein phosphorylation
Molecular function (GO): protein kinase activity; ATP binding
Source: RefSeq, a predicted model, not a curated record
UCCGAUGUUAUAACUUAUUCAAGUACUCCCACCAGUACUUACUGAUCUCUGAUCAGCAGGAGGGGCUUGGAAAGGGACGAUCAUACUGGAAAGUGUCUAUAGGACUGUCAUACUGUAAUUUGUUCAUCACACCAUAACUCAAUGGCUCGCGCUCUACCUACGCCGCCGUCUCUACCGACAUCUCCUCCGGCAGCUACUCCUCCUCGACCUGUACCUGCUACUCCUCCGCCUCGCAUUGCAUCUGCUACUCCUCGACCCGCACUACCUCCUCGCACAGCUACUCUUCCUCGACCUAUACCUGUUACUCCUCCUCCUAGAAUUGCAUCUGCUACUCCUCCUCGACCCGCACUACCGACACCACCGACAGCUAAUAAUACUCCUUCCGGAUCAUUUAGCAAAAAACGCAACUUCAAUCUUCAGCUGCCUACGCCUCCCUUGUCUAUUGCAUCUCCUCCUACCAGCUCUUUACCUUUACCACCGCUUCCAACGCGUAACGCGCCAGGCCAGCCUUCACGUCCAAAGCACAUACUAUCUAUCGACGUACAUAAUGCCCAGCCUCAUAAUACUGGCUUGAGUCUUUCGAAUCAAGGUCCCUUUGGUCGUGGCGCAGUGGGUCUCGGGUCAGGCCUACCUCCAAUUUCGGCCAGCGUGUUGAUGACGCCUGAAAGUUCGACGACACAGAGGCAAAAUCUGCAGGCGGCGUUAACUACGGCGUUAGAGCAAAUGCAAGUUAACGAAAGAAGGCCUGCGCUGUCGUCUUCUUCGUCAAGCAUGACUCUGAUUAGUAGUGGCCUUGCAUCUAAUGGCAGCGACGUUUCAAUCACCUCAUCUAUGUCUGCAGCUACAACUGCGGAAUCAGCAGAUUGCCGCAGUCUUUCUGAUCGCGACCGCGUACUUAACACUGGGCCGCUGCAGGAGGAUGAUCUCCGAAAUCUGGCGGAGUUGGGAAUGGGUAACGGGGGGAGUGUGAUGAAGGUUCAGCAUGCUGCUAGUGGAGUAAUCAUGGCGAAGAAGAUCGUUCUCAUUGACGCCAAACCAUCCAUUCGCAAACAGAUCUUACGAGAACUGCAUAUAAUCCAUACAUGCUCUUCGCCAUAUAUCGUUUCCUCCUUCGGCGCCUUUAUUUCUGAACCCAAUAUUUGCAUUUGCAUGGAAUAUAUGGACAAGGGUUCUUUUGACUCAAUCUACAAAUCUAUCGGACGUUCAAAAUUCAACGGUCACUCUACGACUGGGGAUGCAGGUGCUGAGGAAUCGACUGAAGGCCCAAUACCUAUUUGUAUAGUCAGACAGGCGGCGAAACGAGUUUUAGGGGGAUUAGUUUAUUUAUAUGAGGCUAUGGGCGUAUUGCAUCGGGAUAUUAAGCCAAGCAAUAUUUUGCUGAACUCGGAAGUCAAACUUUGCGACUUCGGCGUGAGUGGCGAGUUAGAAAAUAGUGUCGCAAAAACUUUUGUAGGGACAAGCGUAUAUAUGAGUCCUGAACGGAUCCAAGGUUCCGACUAUUCAGUCAAGUCGGAUGUUUGGAGUUUAGGAAUUACCUUGAUCGAGCUUGCCCAUGGAUGUUUCCCGUUCGCCGAUACGGAGGUGGAUGAUAGUCCAUUAGACUCAGCUGCCCCAUCCGCCACACUCUCCCCAACGACGCACGCCAGACGCAGUCGACGUAAGUCAAAAGGGGUUUCGGUUCACGGUGGCGUCGGUACACUUUCCAUUCUGGAAUUAAUGCACCACAUCGUACGGGAACUGCCACCGGCGCUAAUUACCCCUUCGAUACCGCAUUCCAAGGAUUUUGGUGAGGAUAUAUCGCUCUCUGGAUCGAAUAAAAAUUGACAUUCUUAUGACUAUCGUAUACGUCAACUCCACUACAACGCAUUCCAACUUUAAUCAACGUUCCACUGACCUCGAACAG